This is a messenger RNA of Misgurnus anguillicaudatus (oriental weatherfish), 2161 nucleotides long. Lineage: Eukaryota; Metazoa; Chordata; Actinopteri; Cypriniformes; Cobitidae. The record is from RefSeq and is a predicted model, not a curated record.
UAAUCAUUUUAUAUUUGGACCACAUUAAUGAUUUUUUUUGCAAUUACUUACUGGGCUCUGAAUCUGUAUUUCCCAGCAUGCUUUGCAUGCAACUGCCUUUGGAGAGUAAUUGUCACGUAGUGCCCCAUGUGUCCCUGUGUUCUGUCAUUCUGGUGUUUUGUUAUACUUGUGUUUUGGGUUUAUACUUAUGUCUCUGUGUACCUGUGUUUGACCUGUGUUCAUGUAUACCCUUGUUCCUAGUUGUAUCUCCCUGUGUUAAUUAGUGUCUCCGCCCCCUUGUUUGUAACCAUGGAUAUUCAUUGUGAUCAUGCUUCUCCCCUUGUGUGUUGUCAUAGUUACUCAUUGUUCCUGCUUUGUCAUUGUCAUGCAUUUAUACCCUGCCUGUUCAGUCUGUGUUUGUGGUUUGUUAAAUGAUGUCGCUAGUCCCUUGUGUUCCGCUGGUAAUUGGUUUUUGCCUUGUUUGCACUUUUAUACUGGAAUAAACUGCAUUUGGAUCCGUACCUUUGCCUCAUCCUGUCUCACCCGGUGUUCACCCAUGACAGAUCAAACCACCACCUAGGAUCCAGCAGCAAUUCCUCAUCUCCCGUGUUUUUCCAAAAUUCCCUCGUCUCCAUAGAAUCCAGUAUGUCAGCUUACAGCCAUGCAGACUUUUGUGUUCCCUCCCCCAUCUCUGACAAGGAGUUCUGGCAGAGGCGGAACAAACUUGCCUCCCUUCGUCUGUGGGGCCAACCAGUGGAGGAUUUCGCUCAGAGGUUUUGGGCGGAGUCACAGGGUCUGCGUCUCAACGAGACAGAGAUGAAGAUCUGAUUCGAUCACUGCUUGGGUGAGCCUGUCUCGAUGCAGGAGAUUUAUGAGCUUAAGGUGUUGGACUUUUUCACUUUUGCCCGCCAUGCGGAUUUGCGUAGCAGAGGGCAUGUGCGAUUCAUGCCGGAGUUGCUCACGACACCGGCGACGGAGGAGGAAUCCCAUGCCCGAGCGAGCUACUGUUAGCACGGGCCCUAUUCUCCCGAGUCCUGUUUCCCCUGUGUCAGUGCCCAUGCUCAAGAUGGCCGCCACGUCAUCCCACUCCAUGCCUCAGUUUGCUGAUAUUAAACCUGCCCCAGUUUUCGAGUUUGCCACAACCAUACCAGCUCCGAUUCGUCAAAAGGCCACCAUCAUCACUGUUCCAGCUGUUAAAGGUGCAGUAGUAACACCUACACCCAUUCUCAAACUGGCUCCCAUACCCAAACCUACUCACAAAGUGACUGCAACACCCACUCCACUUCACCAACCUGCAUUGAUGAACUCUCCAGCACUGCCACAGUUCCGACAUUUAAUCACCAGUCUGAUGGACAAGCCAUUGGUAUCUGUACGGGUGGCUGGGGUGCACCGUCCUGUGGUUUCCAGCUUUGUGGUGUCAUCUGAGUCGAUUGAAUCCACUGAGUCAUCUGAAUCCACUGAGUCAUCUGAAUCCACUGAGUUAUCUGAGUCAACAGAGUCUUCUGAGUCCCCUGUGCCCUCUGUGUCGAGUGAGUCCCCUGUGCCCUCUGUGUCGAGUGAGUCCCCUGUGCCCUCUGUGUCGAGUGAGUCCCCUGUGCCCUCUGUGCCGAGUGAGUCCCCUGUGCCCUCUGUGCCGAGUGAGUCCCCUGUGCCCCCUGUGCCGAGUGAGUCCCCUGUGCCCCCUGUGCCGAGUGAGUCCCCUGUGCCCCCUGUGCCGAGUGAGUCCCCUGUGCCCUCUGUGCCGAGUGAGUCCCCUGUGCCCUCUGUGCCGAGUGAGUCCCCUGUGCCCUCUGUGCCGAGUGAGUCCCCUGUGCCCUCUGUGCCGAGUGAGUCCCCUGUGCCCUCUGUGCCGAGUGAGUCCCCUGUGCCCUCUGUGCCGAGUGAGUCCCCUGUGCCCUCUGUGCCGAGUGAGUCCCCUGUGCCCUCUGUGCCGAGUGAGUCCUCAGUGCCCUCUGAGCCGAGUGAUUCCUCUGAUUCCCCUGAGUCCCCUGAGCCGAGUGAAUCUCCCGAGUCCCCUGAGCCGAGUGAGUCUCCCGAGUCCCCUGAGCCGAGUGAGUCUCCCGAGUCCCCUGAGCCGAGUGAUUCUGCCGGCUCCUCCCUGGUCGCUUGCUCCGCCCUGGCUACCUGUUCCGCCGGCUCCUUCCUGGCUGCCCGCUCUGCCGUAGUCCCAGUCUCCGCCUAG